AUGUCGCCACCAUCGCAUAGUCAUGUUAGGACAACAGCAGCCCUUGCUCAAUUCUUAUCCACCACAGGACCACCUGAAUCAUCCGUGUCGCCCCAACGUCAAUUAUUGGCUCGAUUGCGUGUGGUUGGAAAAAAGAAAAGCAAUCAUUCCAUGAACAAUCAUCCACCAGCUUAUCCUCGACCCAAACACAUUCCUUUACCUGUUUAUCAACCACCUUCACCACCCUCAUUCGAUGAAAACCAAUAUCAGUAUCAACAUCAUCCUUCUACCACUACAACAACAGGAGCACCUCUUGAAAAAGAACGAAGCGAUGAUACGAUUGCACCUUCAAAUGACGAAAGAGAAGGGAUGGAUAUGAUGGACAACAGCAACAACAAUAAUGAAUGCCCUUACUGCCAUUCACCACGUUCUCAUCAACGUCGCAAAAGGCGUACCUCAUGUCCAGCAGCCAUCAAGUACACUCCUGCGCAAUCUGCCAAACCAACGGAUAACCUCACGAGUCAAGAGGCCAAGAUGUUAUUUACUAUGAUUGAGCGACUGCAAAUGCAGCUUGCUCGAGAGCAGGCCUCAAGGCGGAUGUUGGAACAGACAUUGGCAACACAAAAGAUAUAA
Molecule: messenger RNA, 612 nt
Organism: Lichtheimia ornata
Lineage: Eukaryota; Fungi; Mucoromycota; Mucoromycetes; Mucorales; Lichtheimiaceae
Exons: 1
Coding region: 1-612 (203 amino acids)
Source: RefSeq, a predicted model, not a curated record